This is a messenger RNA of Beauveria bassiana ARSEF 2860, 2544 nucleotides long. RefSeq lists its product as uncharacterized. The record is from RefSeq and is a predicted model, not a curated record. Bases 1 to 2544 code for a protein of 847 amino acids. The transcript is spliced from 2 exons. NCBI's taxonomy places the organism in Eukaryota, Fungi, Ascomycota, Sordariomycetes, Hypocreales, Cordycipitaceae.
AUGCAAAGCAGAGACGAAACCAACAACGCAGACACCAAAGAGAUUUCCAUGUCACCUCUGCCACCAUACCAGCGUCCUGAGAUGUGGGACAUCACCGAGGACGAUUUCUGGCGCAGGAAUGCCGUCCAACGCCAGGAGCAGUAUGCCCGGGCCUCCCAGCGUUGGAACCACGGCAGGCAAUCUACUACGGAGCACAUCUGGAGCCUGAAAGUUGAACUCCGUCAACUGAGAGAGAAAGAAGACAAGCUCAGCCGAGAGCUAAUGGCCGUCCUCAGCCAGGCGGCUCUUGCCAACGAAACAUUCAACCACGAAUCGCAACGCUUAAGCAAUAUGGACGUCCAACAUGACAUGGAACAGUGGGUUCCGUCUGAGCUUAUUGGCAAAGGACCCCCGGAGAGACAAGUGAAGCUUCCACCAUUGUCCAAAUUGGGUCUUCUCCGACAACAACCAAAUGAUGACGAUAGAGUCGUUGCCAUCAUCGACGCUGGCGGUACUGAAUUAGAUAAGCUCCCAGACCCUGGAGUGCCGAACGAACGCACAACAACCAUAUUCGCCCAAACCAUGCUCCCACCGAUCGAGCUAGGCGACCCCAGACGCUUUCACGCAGCCAUGAAGCCAAGCAUCUACAACAUCACAGAUGGCAAAGGCACCGAUUGGAUAUCUUCCAUGAUACAAGUCACCGAUACUCUCCAAAAGAAAAAGUGUCAGGGCUGCAUUGCUGUUGGUGGUGAUUUAUAUUCCGAAUGCGGCAACUGUGAGUGGAAUGAUACCAGGUGCCAGGGAUUCGAGCCCUUAUACCCUACCAAUAUAUCUGCCAGCAGAUCAUGCUCUCUCGCACCUCUGCGCACAAGAUCCCGCUCUUUGACGCCCCCCAAGCUCUCUGGGCUUAAAUUAGGGUCUCCUACCACUGCAAACCUUACUGAGAUAAAAGCCUUGACGGCGCCCGCCAGAGAGACGUCCGCCAAAGAAUAUGCGGCACACUGCAACCCAUUUGGGUUAUCUGUGUCAGGAUUCAAGGCUGUGAAUCAGGCUUCAAUGUGCAAGCCAGGCGCUCCAGUACCUAGCGCUGUUCCUUCUCUGACGGCUUCCGAUGCGAUCAGCUACCGAAGGGGCUCUAAAGCCUCACUUUCCAGCUGUCCGACUUCACGAGAGUCCCUGAUCUUUCGGCCGGUGGAAUAUGUCACACCAAGUUCGUGCGACGAUAUAACGAAAGAAAGUCUUGACCUACGCCAUGACGGCAAAGUCUAUACCUACCCUGCGUGUAUAGAGGGAGUGCCGGUGGAAAAGAUUACCUCUGAUCAUCCAUAUUGGGAGCCUAAGUGGCCCAAUCUACGGCUUUUGGUCGAACCCAUCCUACGUUCAUGGGAGGAAAAGUACCAGGCGGCUGAGGAAGCCAGUAGACGGGGCGAGGCCGUUGGUAGUGUCAAGUACCAGUAUGGUCGCCAAGUCAAUCGGGGAAACCUAAUUCUGAAGUUUUUGGAACAAGGGACUAUUAGCCCGUAUCAGCUCCUCAGAAAGCGGUACAUGGCCGUCGGCAAAGGUAGCAUCACUUCCUACGACACGCUGUUCCGGCUCUGUGAGACAAUUGAGUCACUUGCCAAGUACAAGACAGACGUCGACCCGGUCGAUUGGCUGCGUCAGCGUCUACAUGAGUUGAUCGAAGCUCAGGGUACCGGCUUCAACUUUUCAAAGACUAUUCACGACUUUUACAAUGAUCUCAAGCUGCAAGCACUGCGUCAGAAGUCGGGCUUCAAGAGCAUCGGGAGACCCUACGGUAUCAAGAUGCCGCGGCAAAGAGCUGGAAGUGCGAAUGAAGCCCCCUCGGCUCAUCGCUCGCGUAAGCGCAAGAGCCCUCAUUCAUACGACGCACCGAGCGCACCAGCCGACUCGAUUGGUGAGCCGCGGACGGUUGACACUGAUGCCGAUAGAGGUCCUGAUCAAAAAAAGCAAAAGGCGGCCGCUAGAGUCUUGGAUAGCCUGGAGACGGGCGAGGUGUCGGACGUCGACUCAUGGAGCGGCGCCCCGAUUGCCGAGUACGACUUUGGCAUCUAUCAGAUCAAAACGCGGCUGUUUAUCAGCUCAGGAAAUGUGACGCAGUACUGGGUAUGGGUGCCAGAGAACAGCAUGUUUGAGCACCAAGUCCUAGUGGAGACGAACCCGGUAGUUUGGGGCGUGCACCGGGAACCGAUUGACUUUAGCCUGCGGCUCAAGGAUGUGGUCAAAGUUUCGUGGAACCUUAAAGCACUGCGGGUCUAUGUAGUGAUGAGCGACAGACAAACUUGCUCCAAGAAAGACAAGCCCCGGGGCGACAUUAUGGUUGCGUUUAAGAGGGAGAAUACGUUGCGGAGGUUCGUCACGCUUUGCCGGCGGGAGGAGAUUGAACUUGUGGAAGAGACUUGGAAGAAGAUGGAGCAUCUAUGGCGGACGAUGCAGUCGGAGCGUCUGCUGGCGGGUGAAGAAACGAGAGCACGAGGCUGCAGGGACGUCUUUCCCAGCCACAGCGGCAGCGCAGUUAGCAAGACAGAAUUCUGGUCGUACACCUAG